AUGUCGUCAACACGAGCGGAUCGCUCCCAGCGCUUUGCUGAGUUCGAGGAAAAGUUCGCGAAGGAUCUCGACCCCGAGAACGAGGUUCCUGACAACGCAGAAGAGAGCGACAGCGAAGAGUCAGGCGACGAUCAUGCGGGGACGGAACAUUACGUUGCAGUCGGGAAGAGCAAGCUCCGGCAAAAGGACGCCAUCUCAUUAGGCCCCGAAUAUCGGGGAGCGCGAGUCAGCAGAUCCGCUCUGGAGGAGAGUAGUGAGGAGGAAGACGAAGACGAGGAUGAAGAUGAGGAGCAGGAGGAGGAGGAGGACGAUGAAGACAGCGAAGCAGAUGAGGAAGGGGACGAAGAGUUCGACGACCCGGAUGCCGCAGAUCUUGAAGCAGAUCACAUUGACGACGAUGAUGGCGAGAUCAGCAGCGACAAUGCCCUUUGCGAAAGUGACAACGAACAUCUUAAGGACUUUGUCUUCCGCGGCAGCUCCAAGCCAAAGGUGCCAAAUGGGCGGAUCAAAAAGCGGCCGACCGCUGCAGACUUCAUGUCUUCAUCGGGAGAGGAAGCUGAUUCCGGACAUGACUUGGGGUCUGACGGCGAUGAGGACGAGAUGGACGACUCCGAUGGAGACGAGGAUGGUGCACGUCUCUUCGACCUGGAGGCUGAAGAGGACGAGGAAGAAGAGGAAGAAGGGAGUGACGUUGAGAUAGCUCAUGAUGAUUCUGAGGAAAGCGGAGAGGACGAGGACGAGGACGAGGAGGAAGAUGAGGAUGACGAGGAUAGCGAUGAAGGAGAAAGUGCAAAAUGGGACGAUGGCGACGACGAACGUGCGCAGCUGCGCAAGAUGGCUACCGAGGGGCACAAAAGCAUUGUGGCCGCAAUGACACAGGCCGCCAAAGCAGACGCGGAGAAGGGGAUGGCAGUUCGCCUGCAGCGGCGCGCAUUUGACUCGAUCCUAAACCUUCGCAUCCGCCUGCAAAAGGCCUUGGUGGCGGCGAAUUCGUUCAGUGUUAUCGACGACAACCAAGACAACGGCAGCGAAGCCUACCACGCCGCGGAGGAGGCAGCCGUCAAGCUCUGGAACACCAUCGACAGUGUUCGGAACACCUUCUUGCCCGAGAGCACCAGAGCCAAGGUCGGGGAGAAGAGGAAGCGCGAGAUUGAGCUGGACACAUCAAACCAGGAGAUAUGGGAGAGCAUGCAGGCAGUGGAGGAGGCUGCGCUCUCCAACAGGCGGAAGGUUCUGGACAAGUGGUCGGAAAGAGUGAAGAAGAGCAAUGUGGCUCUCUCCACCAGAAAGCUAGUCAACUCGGAAAAGCAGUCUCUCGUGUCAGCCCUGGAUGAGCAGCUGCUGAGCUCUGAGAGGUUGAUCAAGCGGGCGCGGACACCGCGUUCCUGCGCGCCGGCACAAGCCGCCAAAAAGCUGGAAGAGGACCCGGAAAUCUACGACGACGCCGACUUCUAUCAGCUUCUCCUCAAGGAGCUCGUCGACCAGCGGAGCACAGAUACUAGCGCGCCGGGGGAGUCGGUAACAACGGUCCGGUGGGCAGCGCUGAAGGAGACCAAGACCAGGAAACACGUCGAUAGGAGGGCGAGCAAGGGGAGAAAGCUACGGUACACGGUACACGAGAAGCUGCAGAACUUCAUGGCGCCCGAGGACCGGAGAUCUUGGGAGGAACACGCGAUAGACAGGCUGUUUGGGACGCUGUUUGGACAGGAGAUGGAGCUGAAAGAGGACGAGGACGUGUCCGACGAGGAAGAACAGAUUGAGGAGGCAGGCCUCAAGCUGUUCCGCAGCUAG
Chaetomium strumarium is the source of this 1791-nucleotide messenger RNA. RefSeq names its product apoptosis-antagonizing transcription factor. Gene Ontology annotation, cellular component: nucleus; nucleolus. The record is from RefSeq and is a predicted model, not a curated record. The transcript has 3 exons. Lineage: Eukaryota; Fungi; Ascomycota; Sordariomycetes; Sordariales; Chaetomiaceae. The coding region runs from base 1 to 1791 and encodes 596 amino acids. Gene Ontology annotation, biological process: maturation of SSU-rRNA from tricistronic rRNA transcript (SSU-rRNA, 5.8S rRNA, LSU-rRNA).